CACCUGCUGGCUCACUUUGCGCAACCCCAGGCAUCGAGAUCUGCACAAGAUGCAUCGAAUUGGCCCAUUAUAUCGGAUAGCGUGGUGCAGGAGGCCGUUGCUGCAAGUCAAUCGCCGCUUCAUAUCAUCGCAGAAAACCCAGCCCGCCAAUGCGCCGCAUGAAUACCAGUCGCUGCCGCCAGAGUGGGAAGAUGAAGCACCUGCACUGUCGGACUUUACGCAGCUGCCGCAUAAGGACUUUGGGAAGAAUCAGUUGAUGGAAACGAAUGAGGAGUUCAAGAGGUCGUUAAGAGGAAUACUCAAGCAGUUCCCUCCCAUCACCUACGCCUUUGCCUAUGGCUCCGGCGUCUUCCCUCAAUCUGCUGCGACCGCUUCGCGCACGACUCACUCCCCUCACCCGAACCCUCCCGAGGCGAUACUGAAGUGGCAGAAAGGCGGCGGAAAGAUGAUUGACUUCAUCUUGACCCCGAGGUUCUCCCAGCACUUUCACUCCCUCAAUUUGCGCGAGCACCGGGACCACUACUCGUUCCUUGGGUCGCUGGGCUCGGGGGUUGUCAGCCAUGUGCAGGACAAGUAUGGCGCUGGCGCUUACUUCAAUCCGUACAUCACUGUCAAUGGAACGUUGAUCAAAUACGGAGUCGUCAAUUUCGAGACGCUGUUGCGCGAUCUCACCGAUUGGGACUCGCUGUACUUCGCCGGGCGUCUACAGAAGCCUGUCAAGAUCCUCUUCGAAGAGCCAAACAUCCGAGUUGCAAACCAGCGCAAUCUUCUCUCUGCCGUUCGAUGCGCGCUCCUCCUCCUACCGCCAACCUUCACCGAGAAGGAGUUGUACUCGACGAUAACAGGCUUGAGCUACCAGGGCGACCCGCGCAUGCAGUAUGGAAGCGAGAACCCCAAGAAGAUCGACAACAUUGUCACACAUCAAAUUCGGAACUUCCGUCUUCUCUACCACGACCUCAUAAUGUCCCUCCCGAACAUUCGAUACGCCGAUGAUUCAGCCAUUGCCAAGUCAGACUGGAUAGACAACCUCGAUCUGGAUUUGAAGCUUUCACAGGACAUGGAUCCCGAGCGACGAGCCAACAUGGUCAGGCGGCUACCCAAAAAGUUUCGAGAGAAGGUAUACUUCCAGUACCGGGGCAAGUUUGGUAUCUCAGGUCGCGAGUACCAGGAGAUGCUGGAUUUGAGCAAGGACGACGACGCGAAGGGUAUUUUGAAGAAGCAGGUCGCCGGUGCGUUCGACAAGCGGAUAGCAGGGGAGAAGGAUUUGCCGCAGAUGGUUACAAAGGCCAUUAACCAGACUGUGAAGUGGCCGUCUACAGUCCAGAGUCUGAAGGGCCCCCUCACUGCAGGGCCACAGAGGUCAUGGAGGUACCUGCAGGAAAAGAGGGAGAAGGCCCGAAUGAAGUAAGCCUCGGAAAUAGGGGACUAUCAGGAUAGAUGAUGUCGCACGCAUGCCCGCAACUGUUGUUUUCUUUUGUAUUACUACCAAAAAGCGCAAGCGAGCGAGCUCCCCCCAAGACAGGACUUGGAUUAGGGUCGCCCAUAGCCGCCGUUGCAGAGCGUACGGGUCAGGCUUGCAUGAGCAGACAAGCGCAAUUAUAGAUAUCAAAAUAAUCAAUGUAUAACAUAAAAACAUUUCAUUAUACAGAUUCCUGCAAAGAAAUACACCUUUCGGUCUCUACU
This is a messenger RNA of Cucurbitaria berberidis CBS 394.84, 1683 nucleotides long. RefSeq names its product mitochondrial import protein-like protein mmp37. Gene Ontology annotation, molecular function: phosphatidate cytidylyltransferase activity. The transcript has a single exon. Gene Ontology annotation, biological process: cardiolipin biosynthetic process; CDP-diacylglycerol biosynthetic process. Gene Ontology annotation, cellular component: mitochondrion. Lineage: Eukaryota; Fungi; Ascomycota; Dothideomycetes; Pleosporales; Cucurbitariaceae. Bases 50 to 1408 code for a protein of 452 amino acids. The record is from RefSeq and is a predicted model, not a curated record.